GGUGUUUACGUUUCUUUACUUCCGUAGGUCGGUUCUGCGGAAUAUCGACACCGGAUUCCACGUUAAAAUCCAAGACGUUUCCGAAAAAUAUUCGGCCAUGUUCGUCUUUUUCACGUGCGUAUUAUCGGCGCCCGUCAGAUCAGUAUGAUCCGCGUCGUUUGGCGUUUUCUCUAGGCGUCGUAUCGCGAGUUUUCCCUCAGCGUUCAUCCCAGAGAAGCUAAAGCUAGCGGUGUGCUAGCAGCGCGUCAGCGGCUCCGAGCCACUUUUAGAAAGCAUCCGCUAAUUUAACACGUUUGAUUUGGCUCUCAAACAAGGCAGUCAUGGCCACUAGGCGUCUUACCGAUGCCUUCUUGUUAUUGCGGAACAAUGCUAUCCAAAACCGGCAGAUAUUGGCUGAGCAAGUGAGUACAUACGACCCCCGUCUGAGUACACGUAGCAAUGCUGCGGAGCUUGAUGAGUUGGCUGAUGAUCGAAUGGCGCUGGUGUCCGGGAUCAGUCUGGAUCCUGAAGCUGCCAUUGGAGUCACCAAGAAGCUGCCUCCCAAGUGGGUAGAGGGGGUGGAUGAGAUCCAGUAUGAAAUCACACGAGUCCGGCAAAAAAUGAAGGAUUUGGCCUUACUUCAUGACAAGCACAUGAAUCGUCCCACACUGGAUGACAGCAGCGAAGAGGAGCAUGCGAUAGAAAUCACUACUCAGGAGAUCACACAGAUGUUCCAUCGAUGCCAGCGAGCGGUGACGGGUUUGCAGUCCCGCUGUGGCCACUGCACCGAGCAGGAAGAGCGACUGCUCCGAAACGUGGUCUCAUCUCUGGCGCAGAGUCUGCAGGACCUCUCCACCAACUUUAGACACACUCAGUCCAGCUACUUAAAACGAAUGAAGAAUCGUGAGGAGAGAUCAAAGCACUUUUUUGACUCGGGGCCCUUGAUGGAGGAGGAUGAAGAUUUAGCUCUAUAUGACAGGGGCUUCACGGACGACCAAUUGAUGCUGGUGGAGCAGAACACAGUCAUGGUCGAAGAACGAGAGCGGGAGAUCCGGCAGAUCGUGCAGUCCAUCUCUGAUCUGAACGAGAUUUUUCGGGACUUGGCCGGAAUGGUGGUGGAGCAGGGCACUGUUCUGGAUAGGAUCGACUUCAAUGUGGAGCAGGCGUGUGUUAAAACUGAAGAUGGACUGAAACAGUUACAAAAGGCGGAGCAGUACCAGAAGAAAAACAGGAAGAUGCUGGUCAUUCUGAUCCUCUUCGUCAUAGUCAUUGUUCUAAUUCUUAUUCUUUUCGGAACAAAGUUUUAAUCAAGCAUUCCUCUGGCUUUCGUUCUGUCUGUUUGUCGUGCAUCUGUGUGGACUUGGACUCGUUUCUGCUCCAAAAAAAAGGCGGCUGCUUUACAUCCCAACCUGGAACCAUCAAAUGAAGAAUUGUGGAUCUUAUGCAAAGGGCACUGCGGGCUUCACGGAGACGCUUUUGGGUCGAUCUCCAUGAAACAAUCGACUGUGUGUUUGAGCCACAGGUGUUUUUACUGACUGCCGCGACUGUGAGAUGUUUGUCAAACAUGAUCACGCUGACGUAUCAGUCUACACAGAAGAAAUCACUUUGUGGUGUAGAAAACUGUCCUAUGUCAAGCUGCUGAAGCAGAGCUUCGUCGAAGCGCGAAUUGUGAUGCUGUGUGAAGACGCAUCAUUUCUGUCCAGAUAGGUUUGCAGACAUUUGGUUUGUUUGUGAGGAAAAUGUGAUGAAUGUUUGUGCAAACAUGCAGUAGGUCAAAUAUACUGCAAAUUCAUUUCCAGUUCAGCAUAACAUUGGUGGUCCUGGCUCAGUAUUUUUACCUUAAAAGAUUUCAGGAGAAUGUUUGGUAUUUUAGGAGAUGACUAGCUGAGACUAGUCGGCACCAAAAAUAUUCCUUUGACUUCAGGACCAGCUGUUUUGUUUUUGAUUUUCAAAGCUUAUGAAAUGAUAACAUUGAGGUCCUCGUUAAUCCGCUGUUGGUCUAAGGAGGUGUGCACGAUAAUGAGCUUCCUCCACAUCACAGAAUCAUGUCCAUUCAAACACUUGCUGCACUAUUUAUGAAGUGCUCGUUUUAAAACACUUGUCCUUGUUUUCCGUGGUCUUUGCAUAAAGUGCUACCUUUUUUAAAACUCUUGCAGUUUGCACAUAUAGAGGCCUGAGGGGGGGAGGCGGGGAGGGAGGGGUGUUCUGGAUGUAAUACUACUGUCAUCUGUAUGAUAAAAAAAAAACAAGAUUUAUUUAUUUUCUAAUAACUUCGAAUAAUCCAGAAGUGUUCUGUUUCUGGCAGGUUUUCUGUAUAUUGAGUAGAGUGUAUUUGUAGUCUGACCCCCCGAGCAGUUAUUGUCCACUCCAUUGAGGAAACUGUGACUUGGUCCAACAUGAGCAAACAUUUUAAGACAUUAUUUUCUGUUUUCUGCUCAAUUUGGACAAAUUAUGUUUUGGAGAUUCUCUAAAUUCUCUUGUGUUCAGUAAUGAUCGAUAAGCUGAAGUGAUGACGAGCUUCAUGCAACAUAUCUGUGCUCAGCUUUACACAUUGUACACCUGUUAAAUCAUCUCUGUUGUUGAUGUGAAGUUGUGUAUGAGAAAGGGUUUUGUCUUCGUGGUACGUCACUCAAUUAUUUUUUUCAAACAAAACCGGUGAGAAGACAUACUUUGUUUUUUUUUAUUAUUAAAUAAAAGUGAAACAUGAUCAAG
This is a messenger RNA of Salarias fasciatus (jewelled blenny), 2691 nucleotides long. It is a transcript of the gene stx16, whose product is annotated as syntaxin 16. The coding region runs from base 321 to 1286 and encodes 321 amino acids. The record is from RefSeq and is a predicted model, not a curated record. Lineage: Eukaryota; Metazoa; Chordata; Actinopteri; Blenniiformes; Blenniidae. The transcript is spliced from 9 exons. Gene Ontology annotation, cellular component: membrane; SNARE complex; endomembrane system. Gene Ontology annotation, biological process: intracellular protein transport; vesicle-mediated transport; vesicle fusion. Gene Ontology annotation, molecular function: SNARE binding; SNAP receptor activity.